This is a messenger RNA of Vicia faba (fava bean), 468 nucleotides long. Lineage: Eukaryota; Viridiplantae; Streptophyta; Magnoliopsida; Fabales; Fabaceae. The record is from the annotation of a GenBank genome assembly.
AUGAUAAAGGAAUUCAACACCCAAACAACACUCAAUGUAGGGCUGGAGACCCUAUGGGCAGCUCAGUCCAGAGAUUUCAUUUUCAUUGUUCCAAAGGUUCUGCCAAAUAUUGUGAAAGAUGUGCAAGUAGUUCAAGGGGAUGGAGGGGUUGGCACCAUCCUCAUCUUUAAUUUUUUGCCUGGUAUAUCCCCAGUAAACUAUCAGAGGGAAGAGAUCACUGAGUUUGAUGAGUUAUCCCAUGAAAUUGGGCUGCAAGUGAUUGAAGGAGGCUAUCUGAAUCAAGGUUUGUCAUACUACAAGACAACAUUUAAACUCACAGCAGUAACACAAGAUAAGACUUUGGUCAACGUGAAGAUCUCUUAUGAUCAUGAAUCCGACAUAGAAGAAAAGGUCAAACCUACCAAGACAUCGGAAUCCACUUUAUUUUAUCUUGGCUGCCUAGAAAAGUAUCUCUUGAAUGGUGCUUGA